This is a messenger RNA of Chenopodium quinoa (quinoa), 2767 nucleotides long. RefSeq names its product protein ACTIVITY OF BC1 COMPLEX KINASE 3, chloroplastic-like. The transcript is spliced from 9 exons. Gene Ontology annotation, molecular function: protein kinase activity; ATP binding. The record is from RefSeq and is a predicted model, not a curated record. Gene Ontology annotation, biological process: protein phosphorylation. Bases 208 to 2412 code for a protein of 734 amino acids. Lineage: Eukaryota; Viridiplantae; Streptophyta; Magnoliopsida; Caryophyllales; Amaranthaceae.
UCAUUUGAGAUUUAUUUAUUAAUAUAAAACAGAGAUUAACCGGCCACGUGUCUUAUUUGUAAUCAAUAACCGGAUGGAUGGUUGGUUGGAUGGCUAUAUCAAAGUUUCUCUCGUAACCUCACAUCCUACUCCGGUCUCCUCCAUCUGCCGGCUUUCCGAUUUCCCAACCAAGGUUUUCCAGGAAUCACAAGUAUAAUUGUCCCAUCCAUGGCAUCGGGGAUGUUGUCCUUGUCUCAUCAUCCCUUGAGUUCUGGUUAUCAAAAUGGAGUAUCAUUCAUCAACAUUCCUAGCAUAAGUCACAGACGGAGGCGUAAGUCUAGACCAUUAACACUUUCGGCCUUGGUGGAGGCAGAUGCCCGUACUUUUCCUUCUCAAGGGGGGCCUAAUACUAAUCGUAAUAGCAAUAGCAAUAGUAAUAGUAAUAGUAAUAGUAGGAGCAUUACCAAAACCGAUGAUGCAGCACUAUCACUAUCACAAUCUGACAGGAGGAAGAAGAAUCUUGCUGAUGAUAUGCAAGCUGAGGCAAGGGCCAUGUCCAGAGCAGCCGCCGCUUCUGUCUACACUCCUCAGAUGAUUGCUACUAAAUAUGGCUCACGCCCUAUCAAGGUUUUUCGUAGGACCUCUGAUAUUUUGUUCGGUUUGGGUUCCUUUGCUUUCAAGCUCUUGCUUGAUAAUUGGAAUGGUCAGCUCAAUCAAAACAAAUCCUUAAGAGCUGUUCAGCUCCGCAAGAUUUUUACUGCUCUCGGCCCUACUUUCGUCAAAAUUGGCCAGGGUUUAUCCACAAGGCCUGACUUGUGCCCACCUGAGUACCUUGAGGAACUCUCUCAGCUACAGGAUGCUUUGCCUACGUUCCCGAAUAAGGAGGCAUUCUCAUGCAUUGAGAAGGAGCUGGAGUUUCCACUUGAGGACAUAUACUCAACUAUAUCUCCAUAUCCGAUUGCAGCUGCUAGUUUGGGUCAGGUUUAUAAAGCUCAAUUGAAGUAUUCUGGUCAGACGGUUGCUGUCAAAGUACAGAGGCCUGGUAUUGAAGAGGCCAUAGGGCUUGACUUCUACCUGAUAAGAGGACUGGCCCUUUUUAUAAAUAAAUAUGUUGACUUUGUCACAAGUGAUGUUGUUGCCCUAGUUGAUGAAUUUGCAAGAAGAGUUUAUCAAGAGCUUAACUAUGUGCAGGAGGGUAAGAAUGCGAGAAGAUUUAAGAAAUUAUACGCUGACAAGGAAGAUGUUUUUGUUCCUGAUAUAUUCUGGGAUUACACCAGUGCCAAAGUUUUAACAAUGGAGUGGGUCGAUGGAGUCAAGUUAAAUGAACAAAUCACAAUUGAGAGACAAGGGCUGAAGGUGUUGGAUCUUGUUACCAUUGGUAUCCAGUGUAGCCUUAGACAAUUACUUGAGUACGGAUACUUUCAUGCAGAUCCACAUCCUGGCAAUCUUCUGGCAACUCCUGAGGGAAAGCUGGCAUUCAUCGACUUUGGAAUGAUGAGUGAAACCCCAGAACAAGCAAGGUUUGCAAUUAUUGGCCAUGUUGUCCACAUGGUUAAUCGUGAUUAUGAAGCCAUGGCUCAAGAUUAUUAUGCUCUGAAUUUUUUAUCCCCUGAUGUGGAUGUUUCUCCAAUUGUGCCUGUACUUCGGGAUUUCUUUGAUGAUGCACUCAGUUCAACUGUUAGUGAACUAAACUUCAAAACGCUUGUAGAUGGUCUAGGAGCCGUCUUUUAUCAAUAUCCAUUCAAUGUUCCGGCAUAUUAUGCAUUGAUACUGAGGUCUCUUACUGUGCUGGAAGGUUUAGCACUUUAUGCAGAUCCAAAUUUUAAGGUUCUGGCUGCAUCAUAUCCAUAUUUUGCUAAGAGACUUCUUACUGAUCCUAACCCAUAUCUGCGAGAUGCUCUUAUUGAGUUGCUGUUUAAGGAUGGGAAAUUCAGGUGGAAUAGACUUGAAAAUUUACUUGUUCAGGGGCGUAAAGACAGGGAUUUUUCUGCAAAAGACGCUUUACAACCUGUUCUGAAGCUAUUGUUGGGGCCGGAUGGUGAAGAACUAAGGAUUCUAGUUAUAAAGGAAGCUGUGCGAGUUACUGAAGCAGUAAUUCUGGGUUCUUUGAUGGAUACAUACAGUUCUCUACCUGAAUUCAUGAGGACUCUAGUAACAAAUGGUAGUUCGACAGGACCUUUCUUAUUACCAAAGGAAGCUGAACAGCAAAGUAUGUUGGAACUUCGAGGACAAGUGCUAAAGGUUUGGGGGCUUCUACAGUCUUCAAAUAACUUUGAACCUUCCCUCCUACAACCUAUAUUACAGGUACUUCAACAAAGCGAAGCACGUGAUCUUGGAGGCCGUGUUCUUGGUGGCAUAGCUCAGCGUCUGGCAGCACGUUUUCUGCAGCAAGUCUUACAGGCCCCAACCUCAACUACAAGUCUUCAAGUGUAGAAGAAAGCAACAUAUAACUGCAGUAUUACAAGAAUUCACAACCAUUGUAAGCGGCAGUAAAGGCUGGAUUACCAUUGCCAGAAGACUGGGCAUAGGGGUGUGUGUGUGUGUUCUCUUGUAUUUACAGGUACUUGUAAAUUUGUAAAUUUGAUGUCAUGCAAUGCAGGUAAAGAAAGGAGUACAUGCUUAUCGAUUUACUCCUAUGAAGUAUAUUUUAGGGUCAUAUGGAUUAAUGUUUUUGUACUUAACUAAAUUGUAUGUGGAAAUAUACAACCAAUAUACAUGCAAGUAGCAAAUCUUGUAUGUACAACACCUUAAGGAAAUCGUGAAAGCAACUUAGCAAGUAAAACUUAUA